UAAUCGAAAAUGGAAGUAGAUUUCUGAAACUUUGCAUGUUUCCGAAAAUUAUGCUGAAACUUCUGUCAUUUUGAUGAAAAAGCUGUAAAAUACCACUAGGAUGUAAAACCUGCAUUCUUUUUCCUGGGUCAUUUCAUAGAUAGUCGCUCACCAACAUUGCACACACAGCAUUGGUCUUGGAAAAAAAUGGAGACCACAAAGAAAGAGGUCUCGGAGUUUGUAUGGCCAGGAAGAAUUACCCAGGUGAUUGAUCCACAUUACUUCUGGAUGCAACUUGGCACAAGGGAGAACUUGCUUCAGUUUGAGCAGUUACAACGUGACAUGCAAGUGUUUGCAUGCCAGAACUGGGCACCAGCAUCUAGUAUAGAUGAGCUUGAACCUGGCAUGGUGGUUUUAGUUGACUCUGACUCUGAAGACCUAACUUGCUUAAAGAGAGGACAAAUAGCUCGUGUUAUGCAUGGAAACUCAGUGGAUGUGUUUUAUGUGGAUUAUGGUAACACAGAACUGAAGACAGUUGACAAAAUCUGUAUAAAUGUCCCAACCAAAUUCAAGGUCUGCCCACCACAGGCUGUAAGAUGUAGUCUAGCUGGAGUGAAACCGCUGGUGAAGAGCUGGACAAGCAGGGGCAUAAAAACUUUCCAGCAGCUGACUGGUGACGAACUCCUCCAUGUUCUAGUGUUAUAUGGAGAACCAGGCUAUUGUGAGGUGGCCCUGUAUCAAAGUGAUGUUGACAAUGGAAGGUCUGUAGGUCACAGUCUGGUAGCAGAAGAGGUUGCUAUGAUAAUGGAAGAGCAGAUGGUACCCGAGUUUCUUCAAGACAUCCCUACUUUCAUGACACAAGGUUAUCAAGACACAUCACAAGCCACAAAUACCUCAACACCCCGAGAUGACCACAAAACUGAAGCAAAAGUCAGUUCAACACCACCAUCAACAGAAAAAUACAUUCCACCCCAUCAGAAAAAUCUGGGGUCUUCCCCUGGCUCUGCAGGAUCCAGUUUAACCAAUCACAACACAGCAUCUCAAAGUUCAUUUAGCAGACAAAAUUCAAAUUCAGGUUCCAGGUCUAGUGUUAAUACUUCUCGAUCUCCGGCUAGUAAAACAAAGGAACCAGUAAAUGACUUUUUUCCUUUCGAUAAUGUGUCUGUGUAUCCUCCAUCACCAAACAGCCCUGUAAAGUCGCCAGGUAAGGCUUUAGGAUACGGGGGCAAUUCACCAAGAUCAAGGCCAAAGUUAAACAUACCUCAGUCAGAAGUGAGCCAGCCUCCCUUUUACCCACCUGAACAGAUUGGAGACAGUGUCGGGGAAUAUGCAGAACCAAAGAUCUGGAAUUUAACUCCACCACAAGCAUUUGAACAAACCCAUCUUCCGUACGGUUUAAACCCACCAGCUUUUUAUCAGACUCAUAUUCCACCACCACCUAUAAACCAGUCUGUCCAGUAUUAUACUCAUUCAGCUCCACCAGUUUCACCCAUCAAACAGCCUGGUAAUUCCGGUAUAGUUCUCAGUUCACCAGUUAAAGUCCCUCACCAGAAUGCCUUUGAUUCUGGUGUACUUCAGAGUUCUCCUGGUAAAGUUCCACAUCAUAAUGACUUUGAUGGAAGACUUAACCAACAGUCAAUAAGUAGCCAUUAUCAUGAUACGUACUAUAAGCUGGAGUAUAGACAGGGUCAGGAAGCAGUACAUAGUGCAAGAUCAGCAUUAAACAAUGGACACAGUUAUUUUAAUCAGAAUAAUAGCUCUCAUGGUAGAGGAAGAAAUCCUGUCAAACUUCAGAUGCCUUCCACUCCCUCAAAGUACUAUGGUUACGAACCACCGAAAAUGUCCCCAGAGAGUCCAGAGUCUCCUGCAAUAGCAGCAUUCAACCUAGGUGACCUGGAGCACACUCAAAUGACAUCAACAGAUCAUUUUCAUCAGCAACUUUAUCAGGAGACACUUCAGGCACUGCAUGAGGAAGCAGAAGACAUUGCAAGGGAGAGCAAAGAACAGUCGGAACUUGUCCACUUUUCUAGAUAUGCUCGAGCCAAAGAUCAGUUUGUUGAAACAGAAGACUACAUGCCAGCAUCAGAUAAUUUAGAUGUCUAUGACCAGAUUGCCCAGGAGAUACAAAAUACAUCAUUACAUAGUUGUAAAGGACCUGAAGAACUGAAAAAAUCACCCAUAAAGAAGACAGGGAAAGUGAAGGAGCCUGGCAAUGUUUCUAAGCUUGAAGGGAUACCCCAGAGUUACAUCGCUGAUAUCAACUUUACAGAGGCAGUCAAAGAGGCACUGGAAUCUGGAAAAACAAGUGGUAUGGAUAAUGCCAGAGCAUUGCUUGAUGGUAUUGUAGAGUCAUUGAAAUUGGCAAAUGUAGAGAAGCAACUCUAUGAUGUGUUAUUGCUGAUGCUGGCAAAAGCUGUGAAGGAAUAUAACUUGUAUCAUACUGUUGUCAUGGAAACAAUCAACACCUUGAAUGGUGAACUGGAGAUAAAAGAAUGUCUAGGCAAGGCCCUGAAGAGACAGCAGGAGCUGUGUGUGCGAGUCCCAACUCCACGUCAACCCCAGCACUUAGAUUUUUCCAGAGUCAUGGCCCAUAUUUACAAUAUGGCACUUGAUUGGAAUGAAAGCAAUGCCAGUAUUCAAGAUGGCAUUCUACAGACAGUGGAGAAAUGGAUCGUGUUCAAUAAUAAGGGUUCACAGAUUGGUCAGGUUGAUAAAGAAAAUGUGUUUCUGGAUUGUUUUGGUGCAUUCUGGGAGGUGUCUGGCACACAACUGAUACAACAUAACGAGGCAUUCAGAUUGCGGAUAAAGGAUGAAGUUCGCAAGAAGCUCCUCAAUGAAAAUGUUUCAAGAUCUGUAAGAGAACGGCUACUUGACAUCAUGCUUGAUUUGUUCUCGUUGAAUACUGAGAAACGCAGUGUAAGUACGCAGACACAGAGACGAACCAUGAUACCGUCUUCCUGCCAGGUCCGACCAUCAGCUUGUGAUAAAGCAACUUUUAUGGAAUCAGAAUGGCAGGAUGAGGGAUUCAGAAAUAUGGAUUUAGAUGUUCUGUCACAGAUGAACUGGCAGGUAAAUACCGAUUAUGCUUCACCGGAUCCGGAACUAAGUCUAAGACCUCUUGGCAGAGGUGGACCAGUACAGACACUGUCAACACCGAAAGACAGUUUCUGCUCCACAGAAUCAAACGAUACAUUGGAUACUUCAAAUGUCAGUGAUUUGUCGAAAUUUUCAACUAAAACAGACAGUGUUUAUGUCACCCCAAGUGAAUCUUGUGUUGCUGACACUGACAGAGAUAGGCCUCAGUUAAAUGUUCAGAUAAAUGGAAUAAAUGAAGUAUCUCCCACACCUAAAAAGAGCUCAGACAGCAGAAGGCAGAAUUUGAUGAGUAGUUUAGAAGCUGAUUUUGAACAGAGUUCUAAUGAAUCUUUUUCUGCUGCUUUGAGGACAAAGGACUUUGAAGUUGGGAAAGAUAUCCAGAAUCAAAAUGUUAACAUGAAUAAUGAUAAAUGUAAAACUAUAGCUGAACAGAAAAGUGCAAUAGGUAAGAGCCUUGUUGAUUGGUUUGAUUACGAACCACCAGCAGUUGAAAAUGCAAGAAACGGUGCCAAAUUAGAAGAGAAACGUCUAGAGACUAGGAAGAAAUUGGACAGUACAUCUAUGGAAAUAAUUGAGAAUGAUGUUGCCUUGAAGUAUGCUCCUACUAAAGAUCUCGGUAAGAAAAAAUCAAAGAAAGAUAAAGAUCGAGAGAGAAAAGGGGAAAAAGUAAAUACUUCAGUGGAUGACAGAAAACAAGAAAGCAAUAGAAGUAUUGAACCGAGUGCAUUUGAAAGUGAUGUACAGCAAGCAAUAAUAGAAUCUCUACAAAAUUAUGGUAAUAAGGGAACUGUUAAAACUGCUAGAGAUAUUGAUAACAGUACUGAAAAUAGGGUUGAUGAAAAUAUAGAUUGGUGGGCUGUUGGGGAGGCAGCCGAUACAAGAUAUUUUGACAGUGGUGCAGAGGAAUCUAUAGGUGAUAACAUUUACAUAGAUAAUGGACCAGAUGUAAUAAUUGAGGAUGAAUUUGAACAAGAUGUUAACAAUAUAGAAAAUGUCAACAUCAAAGUAGAUAAUGGAAUGAAUUCAGAACCUUCAGGUGCUAUUUACAAUGAAAAACAUCAGAACAUUGUGGGUGAAAAGUUUGACAAAAUGGAUAAAUGCUUGUCUGAUUCCUCAGAAGAUGAAAUCGGUAGAAAUAAUAUAAUGGUUCAGGAGAGAUGUGACAACUUUGCUUUUGAUCUGGAUGAUGAUGAUGAUGAUGAAAAUUGGGAUAGUGCCAGUUCUGAUGAUCUAAAUGUUAAUGACUGGGUUGGCUUACAGCACGAUAAUCCAGGUUAUGAGAAAGAUUUCCCUGAAACAGAUUUAAAAACAGUGCUUCCACAAACAAAGGAUGUAUUUACAGAACCUACAGAAAAGGCUUCAUCAGAUAAAAAUUAUGAAUAUAAUUUUCCAAAAAGUAACUUAGCAGAUUUUGUAAAAGUGAAGGAAGAAUCAGAAGUUGAAGAGAGACCUCGUGCGACGAGAUGGGUCCCAGGACGCAGAAAAUGUAUGAAUUGUUACAGUGAGGACCAUACAACAGAAAGCUGUCAACAAUUUGUUAUAUUGCAAUAAUAACUCAACUUUCAGUCAAUGUGGAUUAUUUCAUUUUGAUUGAAUUUUAGAGAGGAAUUAAUUUAUUCAAGUAGAGUGGUGAUAGAAUGUGCCAUGUCAUUUGAAUUACUUGUUUUUAUAUGAAAAUGUAUGGAUGGGUCAUUUUUUAAAUUAAGCGUAUAUAUAUAUAUAUAUAUAUAUUUGUCUUUUUUUCCUCAGAAAUUUAGUUAUACUUCCAGAACAUUUUGGUACAAGUAACAAAUAUGAUGAAAAUAAUUUUGCAUUCCUACUAAAAGUAACAAGAGUUAAUUAUAAUUUUAAAGGUUUAGUGUAGAGAUUACAUUUCAUGAAGAAUACCCGUGGAUAUAGUCAAAAGGAAUAGUAACUAGUUUGCAAAGUUUUUCUUCAUCCUUUUAAAUGAAUGUUCAGAUCUUUGAAAUUGACUUUUUUCCUUGAAGUAUUAGGUUGCAUUCAAGAAAUUUUAAUUAGUUUAAACAUGAAGAAGAGGUUAUAUGCCUACAGAAUAAUAUCCUUAAGGAUGUAGUCCCAUAGAUUAUAUGUGGGUUAUAACAGAUUUGGAGUGUUUAAAGUUGAGCAAAAGGAGUGGACCAUAUUGAAAAUUGGCUCUGCCAAGUAUGUCAUCGACUAUAAUUAAAGUCGUUACUUACUUACUGUUUAAAGCAAAUAAAAUGCAAUAAUGAUUCAUAUUACUUUGAUUCUAAUAUGUCUUAUAUGUAAAAUUGUUUAUAAAAUAGGGUAGCAUUAUUUCUUAGCGGCUACAGUAAGGUCAGUGUGUUUUAUCACCCUUAGCUUUUUAGCUCACCUGUCACAUAGUGACAAGGUGAGCUUUUGUGAUCACCCUUCGUUCGUCGUCCAUCGUCAGUCCGUGCGUCGUGCGUGGUUUCAUUUAUGAUUUUAUUUUA
This is a messenger RNA of Mercenaria mercenaria, 5528 nucleotides long. RefSeq lists its product as uncharacterized. The record is from RefSeq and is a predicted model, not a curated record. NCBI's taxonomy places the organism in Eukaryota, Metazoa, Mollusca, Bivalvia, Venerida, Veneridae. The coding region runs from base 187 to 4626 and encodes 1479 amino acids. The transcript has 18 exons.